GUACGAUCAGAGUCUAUUGAGGUGCUUUCCGGAGUGGCUCGUGUGCCACACCAUCCGUCCAGGUGUUGUGAAUUUAGUGGUGGAAUUUCAGUGCAAUAUACCAACGAGGAUUCUCACGUAAAAAAAGGAUUUCCAGUGCUCAGCAGGAAAAAUUGACUUGCGAAUCAUGUCUCACGGGAGGUUACUCCUUGUGCUCCUAUCCCUCGUCAUCCUCGUCACGGCGAUGAAGAUUGACAUCAAGGAGGAAAAGCCCUAUAACUUGCCAGGAGACAUCAUUCCCGAGAGAUACAGGCUCGCUGUGGUGACCCACAUAAAUGACGAUGAAGGAUUUCGAUUCACCGGGAAAGUGUGGAUCAGUAUCAUGCCCAUUAAGCCAGACGUUCCGGUGAUCAAGUUGCAUUCGAAAAAACUCAAGAUUCGCUUUAAUGAGAUUAGAUUGCUUCAGUGCGAUCAGAAUAGCCCAAAGAGGACAAGAAUUAAGAUAACGAAUGCAGAAUUAAUUCCUGAGCAUGAUUUUCUUGUUAUCCAUCCGGAGGUAACGCUGGAAAAGGGUCGUGUCUAUGAGCUAUACAUUCCAUUUGAAUCGGAGCUAAAUAGUGAUUUGGUGGGUUACUACAAAAGUAGCUAUCUUGACAAAGCAAAGGAGAAGCACUGGCUCUCCAUCACCCAAUUUGAGCCCACCCACGCGAGACAGGCAUUCCCAUGCUUCGAUGAGCCAAACAUGAAGGCACGCUUCGAAAUAAGUUUGGCGCACGACAAGAAAUUCACAGCUCUGAGCAAUAUGCCGCUCAAGUGGUCAGAGCCAUUCGAUGGGAAGAGUCACUGGGUGUGGGAUCACUUCCAAGAAUCUGUUCCCAUGUCAACAUAUCUCGUUGCGUACAGCAUCAAUAAAUUCCACUACAAGGAGUCCUAUGUGAAGAUGGUGGAUGAUGUUGUGUUUAAGAUUUGGGCUAGACCCGAAGCCAUCGAUCAGGUGGACUAUGCUAAGUUUGUUGGGCCAAAAGUGCUCAAAUUCUACGAGGAUUACUUCGACAUCAAAUUCCCCCUGCCAAAGGUGGACAUGAUCGCCAUCCCGGACUUUGGAGCUGGUGCCAUGGAAAAUUUCGGUUUGAUCACAUACCGUGAGACAGCUCUCCUCUUCCAGCCGAAUAUUUCAUCAGCAAGUAGCCAGCAUCGGGUAGCGAGUGUCAUAGCGCAUGAAUUGGCACAUCAGUGGUUUGGGAAUCUCGUUACAAUGAAAUGGUGGACAGAUCUCUGGCUCAAUGAGGGUUUUGCCACGUACAUUGCUAGUCUGGGGGUUGAUCAUCUCCACCCUGAAUGGAAUUCUUUCGAGGAAGAAAGUCGCGAUAACAUUCAAACUGUCUUCAUCUUUGACGCCCUCAAGUCUAGUCAUCCAGUUUCCGUUCCAAUUGGCCAUCCCGGGGAGAUUUCACAAAUAUUCGAUGCCAUCUCCUACAAAAAGGGCUCAACAAUUUUGCGUAUGAUGCACAAAUUCCUCGGUGAAGAAGCCUUCCGCAAUGGUGUCCGUCACUACCUCAAGAAGCACAAGUACAACAAUGCUGAACAAGAUGAUCUCUGGGAUAGCUUAACAUUUGAAGCGCACAAGAUUAAGGCACUCCCCGAGGAGUUUAGUGUGAAGAAGAUAAUGGAUUCGUGGACACUCCAAACAGGAUUCCCAGUGAUAACAGUUGAACGUGACUACGAGAAGGGACAUGCAAAGAUAACGCAAGUUCGUUACUUGCUGGACUCGAAGCGAGAAAAAGAAUUCCUUGAAACCUGCUGGUGGGUUCCAUUGAGUUAUACAACGAAGAAAGAGAUGGAUUUCAAUGCUACCGAAGCGAAGCAUUGGCUAAAGUGCGAAGAUGAUCACAAGCCAGUGCUGAAGGUCAUGAAGGAUAUGCCACCACCAGAGUAUUGGGUCAUUUUCAAUCUUCAACUUUCGGGAUUGUACAAGGUGAAGUACGACAAGAAGAACUGGGAUCUUCUCAUUGAUCAUCUCACGAGUGAAAAGUUCACCGACAUUCACACCCUCAAUCGUGCUCAAUUGAUCGAUGAUGCCCUCGAUCUCGCCUGGAGUGGUGAUCAGGAGUACUCAAUUGCUCUGCGUAUUGUGGAGUAUUUGAAGCAAGAACGAGAGUACAUCCCAUGGAAAACGGCCCUGGAAAAUCUUGCAUCAGUCAAUCGGAUGCUCAAACGUAGUCCACAGUAUGGCUUCUUCAAGAUGUACAUGCGUAAAGUUCUAACGCCAAUGUACAAACUCAUGGGUGGCAUUGUCAGUGACAAAAAAGCCUCUGAUCGAUUGGAUGCAGUUAAACAUAAGAUUCUCAUCACAAGCUGGGCAUGUCGCUUUGAUGUAGCCGAUUGUCGAGAAGAAGCAGUGAUGCUCUUCAAGAAAUGGAUGCACGAGGAGAAGCCCGAUAUUAAGAAUCCCAUUCCCAUUGAUAUGCGAUCUGUUGUCUACUGCAAUGCAAUUCGCAUGGGUACGGAGAAAGAAUGGAAUUUCCUCUGGGAACGCUACUUGAUGAGCAAUGUUGGCACGGAGAAAAUCAUGAUCCUCAGUUCAUUGGCAUGCAGUCGGGAGGUUUGGAUCCUCUCACGCUAUCUUGAGUGGUCAUGCCAGGAGGAGACGGGAGUUAGAAAGCAGGAUAUGCCGACUGUUUUCAGUAGCAUUGCUCACACUGAAGUUGGGUAUCAUCUAGCCAAGGGAUACUUCUAUGAGAACUUUGACAAAAUUCACAAAUAUUUGGGAGCCGAUACAACGAGAUUGGAUCGAUUUGUUCGUACUCUAGCAAAAGAAAUGACCACCGAAAAGGAGUUAGUUGAGCUGAGCAGUUUUGUAAAAGCCCACGCUCAACAGCUCGACAAAGCUACGCAGGGAGUUAAGCAAGCACUCGAGACCGUUGAGAUCAACACUCAGUGGCAGCACAAGAACUACAAGAGUAUCUCACGUGUUCUCAAGGAAUUCACGGAAAUCCACGAGGAAUUGAAGGCACAAGCAUAGAGGGAGAAAUGUGUUAAUUUAAAAGAGAAAAAAAGGAAAUACAAGGAAAUUUUUGAGAAUUA
This is a messenger RNA of Lutzomyia longipalpis, 3063 nucleotides long. Its product is annotated as aminopeptidase N-like. Lineage: Eukaryota; Metazoa; Arthropoda; Insecta; Diptera; Psychodidae. Gene Ontology annotation, biological process: proteolysis; peptide catabolic process. The transcript has 5 exons. Bases 167 to 3001 code for a protein of 944 amino acids. Gene Ontology annotation, cellular component: cytoplasm. Gene Ontology annotation, molecular function: peptide binding; metalloaminopeptidase activity; zinc ion binding. The record is from RefSeq and is a predicted model, not a curated record.